AGACUAGCACUUCCCGUAAAAAAAGAAACGCGGCAAAACGCUAUUCGGGUUUCCAGCAGGGCGGCAGGCAGCAUGGCAUCCGACAGCAACAUGGCUAAUGUGAAUGGACGAGAGAACGGGGAGCCGGUGGUUAAGCGGCCACGGGAGAACGUCCCGCCGGAGUCUCCCCUGUGUUCUUCGAAGGAGCCUGUGAACAAAGUGACCGUGGUGCUUGGAGCUCAGUGGGGGGACGAAGGCAAAGGGAAAGUUGUGGACCUGCUCGCCAUGGACGCGGAUAUCGUGUGCAGGUGUCAGGGUGGCAACAAUGCUGGUCACACUGUGGUUGUGGACUCAGUAGAGUAUGACUUUCACCUGCUGCCCAGCGGUGUCCUCAACAAGAAGGCAAUCUCUUUUAUAGGCAACGGGGUGGUCGUACACCUCCCAGGGCUGUUUACAGAGGCAGAAUCCAACCUGACGAAAGGCAAAGGAUUGCAAGGAUGGGAAGAGAGACUAAAGAUUUCCGACCGUGCUCACAUCGUGUUCAACUUCCAUCAAGCUGUCGAUGGCAUCCAGGAGCAGCAGCGGCAGCAGCAAGAAGGGAAAAAUUUGGGAACCACCAAAAAGGGCAUCGGACCCGCCUACUCCUCCAAAGCUGCUCGGAAUGGUCUGCGAGUCUGCGAUCUCGUCUCAGACUUCAAAGUUUUUGAGGACAAGUUUCGCAUGUUGGCAGAUCAUUUCCUGGCCAUGUAUCCCAACCUCAAUGUGGACAUCGAUGGCGAACUGGAGCAGUUGAAGGGAUAUGCAGAGCGACUACGCCCUCUGGUGACAGACGGUGUGUACUUCAUGCACAAAGCUCUCACUGGACCCAGCAAGAAAAUCCUUGUGGAGGGAGCCAACGCUGCGCUGCUGGAUAUUGACUUCGGCACGUAUCCCUUUGUGACUUCGUCAAACUGCACCGUGGGAGGUGUGUGCACCGGCCUCGGUGUGCCUCCGUCUCACGUCGGCCGAGUGUACGGCGUCGUCAAAGCGUACACUACCCGGGUCGGCGUCGGCGCUUUCCCCACGGAACAGGACAACGAGACGGGGGCCCUGUUACAGUCGCGGGGUCGAGAGGUCGGCGUGACAACGGGCCGAAAGCGGCGUUGCGGUUGGCUGGACUUGAUACUGGUCAGAUACGCUCACAUGGUCAACGGCUUCUCGGCCAUUGCACUCACCAAACUGGACAUUCUGGACACACUGCCGGAGAUUAAAGUGGGCGUGGCCUAUAAGGUUGACGGGGAGCCUCUGCCAAGUUUCCCUGCAAACAUGGACAUUCUGACGCGCGUCAAGGUGGAGUACAAGACUUUGCCCGGGUGGUGCCGCAGCACCGAGUCAGCCCGCAGCUUCACAGAGCUGCCCCCGCAGGCGCAGAGCUACAUCCGCUUCAUCGAGGACUUCCUGCAGGUUCCAGUGAAGUGGGUGGGAGUGGGCAAGUCCAGAGAGAGCAUGAUCAAACUGUACUGAGCAGCGAGCAGAGCCGCCGUCUUCCAGGCUGCACGGCCGAGACCACGAUGUCACCUCCCCGUUAUGUCACACGUCAAGUCCAUCUCAAAGGAAAUGUUUCACCAGCAAGGAUCUUUUGUGAAACGUCGUCGCUGGUUGUACCUCGCAGUCGCCAAUCAGUCUAAUUUAUGCAUUCCAGCUUUUCCACAUUUCCUGUAUUUUUAGGGUGUGAGGUUUUUAAAUGGGCUCAUUCCGGUGAAGCACACUUUUAUCUUUUUUUUUUUUUAAGAAUUUGAAGCUUUACAGAAAUCUGCGUGCCACUGAACAUUUUUGCAAAGUCGUUAAAAGAAGCAGCCUUCUUGAUUAGAAGGUCGUAACAGAGAAAUAUUUGACUAGCUUUGCUAUGCAGAGGGAGCCAUUAAUGAUGAAACUUUUCAUGUACAAUUUUAAAUCCACCAAUACAUCUGAAUCUGUGUAUCAGUC
Molecule: messenger RNA, 1944 nt
Organism: Dunckerocampus dactyliophorus (ringed pipefish)
Lineage: Eukaryota; Metazoa; Chordata; Actinopteri; Syngnathiformes; Syngnathidae
Gene: adss2l
Product: adenylosuccinate synthase, like
Exons: 13
Coding region: 73-1482 (469 amino acids)
Biological process (GO): IMP metabolic process; 'de novo' AMP biosynthetic process
Cellular component (GO): cytoplasm
Molecular function (GO): adenylosuccinate synthase activity; GTP binding
Source: RefSeq, a predicted model, not a curated record